This is a messenger RNA of Benincasa hispida (wax gourd), 2764 nucleotides long. RefSeq names its product receptor protein kinase-like protein ZAR1. The record is from RefSeq and is a predicted model, not a curated record. Gene Ontology annotation, biological process: protein phosphorylation. Gene Ontology annotation, molecular function: protein binding; protein kinase activity; ATP binding. NCBI's taxonomy places the organism in Eukaryota, Viridiplantae, Streptophyta, Magnoliopsida, Cucurbitales, Cucurbitaceae.
UGCAGCAUUGCAUGGUUCCAUUACUCAACCUUUUUCUGUUACAUAUCAAAUCACAAAUGAAAAAUGAAAAUGAAAUAACAAUUCUCUCUGAUUCUUUAUUUUUCCUCUCCACCCUUUACAGCCUCACACUCCCUUUCAAAUUCUUUAUCCCAUCACUGUAAACUCCUUGAAGAAUCCCCCCAUUGUCUUUCCCAAAGCUCUCUGUUAGAACAAAAAGGUAAUUGUAAGUUUUUUCUUUUUCUUUUUUAGUUCUUGGAAAUGCUUGUGGGUCUGUUUCUCAUUCUUUUGUGCUGUUCUGAUUGUCUUCUUCUUGUGAGUUCUUUGAAUGAUGAAGGGUUUGUGCUUUUGUCACUUAAGCAGUCCAUUAGUUUAGACCCAGAUGGGGCUUUCAGCAAUUGGGAUUCUUCUGAUGAAACCCCUUGUUCUUGGAAUGGAAUUGGUUGUGUAAAGGAAAUAGUUGUUUCUGUUACCAUUCCUAAGAAGAAUUUGUAUGGAUUUCUUCCUUCUGCUCUUGGGGCUCUUUCUGGGCUUCGCCAUUUGAAUUUAAGAAACAAUAGGCUUUAUGGGAACUUGCCUUUUCAGCUCUUCUCUGCUCAAGCUCUGCAGAGCUUGGUUCUUUAUGGGAAUUCCUUUUCUGGGUUUGUUCCAAAUGGGAUUGGGAAGCUUAAAUACCUUCAAACUUUGGAUUUAUCUCAAAAUUUCUUCAAUGGGUCAUUACCCACUUCAAUUAUACAAUGUAAGAGACUUAAAACCCUUGAUGUUAGACAGAAUAACUUCACUGGUCCAUUGCCACAUGGGUUUGGAACUAGCUUCAGUUCUUUGGAGAAACUGGAUCUUUCAUUUAAUUCCUUUGAUGGUUCCCUUCCUAGUGAUUUGGGGAAUUUGUCUAGCUUACAGGGCACUUUUGACUUGUCUCAUAAUCUUUUUUCUGGUUCAAUUCCACCUAGCCUUGGAAACCUACCUGAAAAGGUUUACAUUGAUCUCAGCCAUAACAAUUUGAGUGGUCCAAUACCUCAAAAUGGUGCUCUGAUGAACAGAGGACCCACUGCUUUUAUUGGCAAUCCGGGGCUCUGUGGUUCCCCAUUGAAGAACACAUGUUCUUCAGGAACUCUGAGUGCAAGCUCACCGUCCUUGCUUCCGUUUCUCCCGGACGAUCAUUCGCCGGGUAUUUCUGGUGACAAUGCUGAGAAAACUGGGGGAUUGAGUAAGAGUGCUGUGAUUGCAAUAGUACUUGGUGAUGUGAUUGGCAUAUGUUUAGUUGGGUUAUUGUUCUCAUAUUGUUAUUCUAGAGUGUGUAAUCCAAGGAGCAAAGACGAGAUUGGGCAUAGUUCCGAUAAGGGGAAAGGAAGAAACGAGUGUUUAUGCUUCAGGAAGGAUGAAUCUGAGUCGGUUUCACAGAAUGUGGAGCAGUAUGAUCUUGUGCCAUUGGAUGCACAAGUUGCAUUUGAUCUUGAUGAACUUCUCAAGGCAUCGGCCUUUGUUAUUGGCAAAAGUGGGAUUGGUAUAGUGUACAAAGUGGUGCUUGAAGAUGGAGUUACAUUGGCCGUGCGACGAUUGGGCGAAGGCGGUUCGCAGAGGUUCAAAGAAUUUCAAACAGAAGUAGAAGCAAUAGCAAAGCUAAGGCAUUCCAAUCUUGUCAAUCUUAGAGCCUAUUACUGGUCUGUUGAUGAGAAGCUGCUCAUUUAUGAUUUCAUACCUAAUGGAAACCUUGCCACUGCCAUUCAUGGAAAGCCAGGAAUGGUAUCUUUCAUGCCGUUAUCCUGGUCUGCGAGGUUAAAGAUCAUGGAAGGAAUUGCUAAAGGAAUUGUCUAUCUCCAUGAAUUCAGCCCCAAGAAGUAUGUUCAUGGAGAUUUGAAACCCAACAACAUACUGCUCAAUCAGAACAUGGAAGCCAAAAUUUCUGAUUUCGGCCUUGCUCGACUUGCGAAUAUUGCAGGAGGAACCCCAACCCUACAAUCAAGUCGAGUGGCAUCUGAGAAACCGUUAGAUCCAAAACAACCGAAAACCGUAACAUCCGAGAUCAUUUGCAAUUCAUCGUCCAACACAGGAACUUGUUAUCAAGCCCCUGAAUCACUCAAAGUCUUGAAACCAUCCCAAAAAUGGGAUGUUUACUCAUAUGGUGUGAUCUUACUUGAAAUGAUAACUGGAAGAUUCCCAGUAAUCCAAGUGAGUUCUUCCUCUGAAAUGGAUCUUGUCCAUUGGAUUCAACUCUGCAUUGAAGAACAGAAACCUCUUUCAGAAGUAAUAGAUCCAUAUCUAGUUCAAGAUGCAGAUAAAGAAGAAGAGUUCAUCUCUGUACUCAAAAUUGCUAUGUCUUGUGUUCAUGGAAGCCCUGAAAGGAGACCUACCAUGAGACACGUCUCCGACGCCCUCGAAAGGCUAUCAUCUUCAUCAACAUCGAGGAAUUAAAAAUCCACACGAUGAAGAAAAGAGGGAGCAAAAGUGAUGGAAGUUUAUGUGUUGAUUAAGAUAAGAUAAAGAUGGUAAUGACUUUAUUUUGAUGUUUGCAAGAUUCUUCUUGUUAGCUGUUAAUUUUGAAUAGAGUUUAGGCAAAGGUAGGGUCUGGUCUGCCCCAAGAGCAUGCUGUUUUAUAAAUUUAAUUAAUAAUGUUCAGAUUUAGAUUAUGGUGGGAAGCUGUCUUCUUCUCUUUUGCUCUUUUUGCAGACCUUUGGAAUCCUUCUUGGUUUUUAUUUUAUUUUAUUUUCCCUUUUUUUCCCCUUUUUUUUUUUUUUUCUUUUUUCACAAUUCAAAAGGUUAUUUCUCU